AUGCAUUCCUCAGGAUUUAUCGCCGUCCUGAUGGCGACGGUCGUCUCCGCCCACAGCAUCAUUAGCUACCCCGGAUGGCGAGGCAACAACCUGAUCACCAACGAGACCUUCCCCUUCGGCAUGCAAUGGAUGUAUCCUUGCGGCGGUAUUGGCACCACGACCAAUAGGACAUACUGGCCGACGACAGGUGGCGCCGUUGCUUUCCAACCAGGCUGGUUCCGCGGCCACGAGACAGCAAUCGUGCACAUCAACCUUGGCUUCGGCACCGACGGUCCUGACGAUGGCCCCGUCGACAUGUCCAACCCCAUGCUCCCGGCGGUUCAGAUCCUCGGACCCACCAACGGACCUUACCCGGGCACCGUCUGCUUCCCGCAGGUGCCCCUGCCCAAGAACGCAAACGUCAAGGCCGGCGACAAGGCGACGAUUCAGGUUGUCGAGCUCGCCGUGCACGGCGCGGCUCUGUACUCGUGCGUCGACAUUGAGUUCGCUGAGCCCGGAGACGAGAAGAUCGAGCAGGUGACCGAGGAGAACUGCUUCAACUCGACAGAGCUGGGCUUUGCUGAGCUGUACACUAUUGCGACGGUGAACCCUAGGACGGGCAAGCGGUUCGAUGACGACAACGCUGCUGCUGGUCGAUCGGCAGCACUGGGGUCGCUUCCUUUGCUGAUGUUAUUGGGGUGGGCAUUGCUUUGA
Messenger RNA from Emericellopsis cladophorae, 693 nucleotides. RefSeq lists its product as uncharacterized. Bases 1 to 693 code for a protein of 230 amino acids. The transcript has 3 exons. The record is from RefSeq and is a predicted model, not a curated record. NCBI's taxonomy places the organism in Eukaryota, Fungi, Ascomycota, Sordariomycetes, Hypocreales, Bionectriaceae.